This is a messenger RNA of Ceratosolen solmsi marchali, 735 nucleotides long. It is a transcript of the gene ND-SGDH, whose product is annotated as NADH dehydrogenase (ubiquinone) SGDH subunit. The record is from RefSeq and is a predicted model, not a curated record. Gene Ontology annotation, cellular component: respiratory chain complex I. The transcript is spliced from 3 exons. The coding region runs from base 88 to 642 and encodes 184 amino acids. Lineage: Eukaryota; Metazoa; Arthropoda; Insecta; Hymenoptera; Agaonidae.
UGCACAAACAUAAUUAUUGACAUUACUUAAUAAAACAGAACCAGUAUAACGUAUUUGACUUUAUCGACAUAGUAGGUACUUCACAAAAUGGUGGUAUGGAGCACAUUUGUUCGUUCCUGUUCUAUAAGUCAAAAUUUACAAAAAAUAUAUAUAUUUCGGAAUAAACUUUUACUAAACAACGUUAUCACUCCCAGCCAAACAUGUUGCAUGUCUUCAGAGAUGAUUAUUACAGCUAGCAGAUGGCAAUGGCAUAAAACAAAAGAUAUGAUUCACUUUUAUUUUUUGAUUAUGGCUUUACCAUUAAGCAUUGUCACAUUUGGUGCCAAUGUAUUGGUUGGUCCAGCAACUCUUACUGAAAUUCCAGAAGAUUAUUAUCCACAAUAUUGGGAAUAUUAUAGGAAUCCUAUCACAAGAUUUAUGGCACGUUACUUAUUUUUUAAUCCUCAAAAAGACUAUGAAAAAAGCAUUCAUAUGAUCUAUUUGGAAUCACAAAUUAUGGAAAUUCGCAAAUUAGAACAAAAAGUAUGGGAUUUGCAAGAUGAGCGAAAAGACUUCAGAUAUAACUUAUUUAUACCAUUCAACUAUAUUAAGAAAAGUUCAUAUAUGCAGGGUUUACAAGAUGAUUAUGAUUUCGGAGAUUAAUUUGAAAUAUUUUGCCAAUAUGUAUUUUCUAUAAAUCUAGUUUCAUUAAUUACGAAAUUGAUUUGGUACAGUUAAAAGUAGUUAAAAAAAUUG